GGGUUGGAGUUGACCUGAUCUCCUUGGAUCUUUAAAACUGCAUUUUACAGAGGUUGAUAUUGCAGCAACACGUUUAUUCGUUUUAGUUUUGUGUGCUUCGCUGUCCUCUCCUCCGGACGCACCAAUUCAGCGCAUUUUCCAGCAGAGAUCAUUGUGAGAUCGCAGGUCGGAAGGAUGACAGCUCGAGUGUAUUUCUCGUUGAUUGCGGUUUUAUCGUGUCUGGUCGGAUACUUGAGCAUAACAGAUGCUACUAGAAACACCGCAAAGCCAGGACGGUGUCCACCCCAAUCAUCUGGAAGAAGAUUAUGUACCAGUUCCUGUAAGAGUGACUCUAACUGUCCCAACAAUGAGAAGUGCUGCAGCAAUGGAUGUGGACGUUACUGUACAGCUCCAUAUACAGUGAAGCCGGGUCAAUGUCCCAAACUGAAGAACAUUCCACUGUGUGCUGAAAGCUGUUUCCAUGAUGGCCAGUGUCCUACCACACAGAAAUGUUGCCCAACCACCAGUGGCCGUGCAUGCAGUGAACCACGUGGUCAGGGAAAUGGCCAGGGAAGUGGCCAGGGAAGAAGCCAGGUAAGAGGCCAGGGAAACGGCCAGGGAAGCGGUUAUGGCCAGGGAAGCGGUCAGAGGAGCGGUUAUGGUCAGGGGAGCGGUCAGGGUCAGGGAAGCGGUUAUGGUCAAGGAAGCGGUCAUGGUCAGGGGAGCGGUUAUGGUCAGGGAAGCGGUCAGGGAAGCGGUUAUGGUCAAGGAAGCGGUCAUGGUCAGGGGAGCGGUUAUGGUCAGGGAAGCGGUCAGGGGAGCGGUUAUGGUCAGGGAAGCGGUUAUGAUCAGGGAAGCGGUCAAGGUCAGGGAUGUGGUCAUUGAAACGGUCAUGGGAAUUUUGCAUAACACCUACUGGAGAUCUUUUCAAUUCAGUGCUUUAUUCAUAUGGCAUGUUUUCACAAUUUGAAAAG
Messenger RNA from Sinocyclocheilus rhinocerous, 953 nucleotides. RefSeq names its product keratin-associated protein 6-2-like. The transcript is spliced from 5 exons. Gene Ontology annotation, biological process: antibacterial humoral response; innate immune response. Gene Ontology annotation, cellular component: extracellular region. The record is from RefSeq and is a predicted model, not a curated record. Gene Ontology annotation, molecular function: serine-type endopeptidase inhibitor activity. The coding region runs from base 175 to 864 and encodes 229 amino acids. NCBI's taxonomy places the organism in Eukaryota, Metazoa, Chordata, Actinopteri, Cypriniformes, Cyprinidae.